Molecule: messenger RNA, 5340 nt
Organism: Heterobilharzia americana
Lineage: Eukaryota; Metazoa; Platyhelminthes; Trematoda; Strigeidida; Schistosomatidae
Source: the annotation of a GenBank genome assembly
AUGGGGAAUCAGUUGGCUGGAUUAUCUCCUUCACCAGUUGUCAAUGUUGAGGAUUAUUUAUCUGAAUUAUCUGGUCUAGUUCGAUUUGAAGAAGAGCUGUGUGGUUCCAGACUGUUUAAAGUUGCUAAAAUAAGAUGUGUUGAUGGUAAUAAUCCUCGUUCACUUGUAGUGAAAAUAUUCCCUAAUCCAAAUGUAUCGCAAUUAUUAUGGCGUUAUCAGGCUAUUAUGUUGCCUUAUUGUCAUCGUAUUAACUCUGGUUACAAUUUGCUAUUUUUCAGCACAUCAUAUAUUACUGAACGCUGUGGAGUGCUUAUCAGAGACUUUAUUGACCAGUCAUUAGCUGAUCGUCUAUGCACUCGACCAUUUUUGUGUAUUGAAGAUAAACGUUGGAUCGCUUACCAACUGUUAUGUGCCAUUGACCAACUUCAUAGUUUUUCAACUAAAAUUUAUGGUGCAAAUUCUAGAGCUAAUCAUUCAUGUCUUUGUCAUGGAGAUAUUAAAGCGGAAAAUGUACUGAUCACCUCUUGGGGAUGGGUUUUAUUGGCUGAUCCAGCACCAUUUAAACCGGUUUGGCUACCAUCUGAUAAUCCUAGUGAAUUUACGCAUUUCUUUGAUUCAUCACGUCGACGUGUUUGUUAUUUAGCACCAGAGCGCUUUGUUGAAGUACAGAAUUCUGGCGCAACAACAACAACAACGGCAAUAACCACUGCUGAAACAAUUGGCUUGGAUGCAGCACAUUUGGAUGUUAGCAACACGUUGAAUAAAAUACCAGAUAGUCAUUUAGAAGAAGUGAAUCCACACUAUGAAGAUUCAAAAAAUAAUCCAAGUGUAAUUGUUAAUGAAAUAGGUGAUAGUUCAAUCCAAGGGUCAACUACAGAAAGCGAAUCAAAUGAAUUUAGCAAAGAGAAUAGCACUGAACUGCAUAAACAACUAUCUAUCGAAACUUCAGAUAUGAGUAAUAAUCUUCCAAAGAGUGAAUCAUCUUACUUUAUUGAAAAUUCAAGUGAAAUUUUAACUCAACUCAGUAUGAAUUCAUCACCUUCGCUUAUACUCAAUGCUGAUUACUGUGAUAUACAAAAUUCGAAUGAUGAAGUUGAUUUAAAACAACGUACAAAGUAUAAUUCAUUUAACCUACCUGAAUUGAGUUGUCAUUUAACGCCUAGCAUGGAUCUCUUUUCGAUUGGAUGUGUCUUGCUGGAAUUAUUCACUGAUGGAUCAAUCGCUUUCACAUUAGCCGACUUGUUGGCCUACCGUCGUAAUGAUCAAAGUCGUUUAGUGAAGCUCUUAGAACAGAUUCCAUGUGAACAUGCAAAAUCUUUGAUCUCUACAUUAUUAUCAUUGGGGAAAGAAGAUCGUCGGACAGCUACAGAACAUUUGGAACAGCAACGGGGUAAAACUUUUCCCGAUGUCUUUUAUACACAUCUAUCACCAUAUCUUCGAAAUUUUUUAAAUCCAAUAUUGAAUUCUCCUGAUUCAAGAAUAUCAUUUCUAAGAUUUACUUUGACAGAUUUCCUUCAACAAGUUACUACUUCAGGAUUGGAAAAUCUAAGCACUGUUUCAGUUAUUCUAUGCAAUCUAAUUAUCAGUGUUUUACGACCUACAGUGCAUAGUCAAACUACACAAACUCCAAUUACAGCUGCUGAUCUACCAGUUUUAUCACAAGUUAAUAAAGUCAACGUUGAUCCUUUUAAUAUGAUACGGACCAGUUUGAAUUCUUCUACAACAUAUCAUCAAUUACAAUCGAAUCGUUUAAGUGAAACGGGUAAAGUGAAUGCAUUGAUAUGCCUACUAGAGAUUGCAUCAUAUAUGCAACCGAGUCUACUUAUGGAUCGUGUAAUACCCUAUUGUAUGGAGUUGACAACUAUGUCACAUUCUAGUGAAGUUCGAAGUUUAGCUAUUGAUUCAUUGACGCAUAUUUUUAAAUUAGUUACAAAGAAAUGUGAAAAUAUAUCCGAGUAUACAUCAUUCCUAGAGGAGACAUUUUUAACGGAAUAUCUUUUUCCAAAUUUGUCACCGCUUAGUGCAGAUCCAAAAUCUGAAGUACGAUUAACUUUGGCUCGAUGUUUACCUACACUGGCAACAUGUUCUUUAACGUUUAUGAAUUUUAUAUCGAAAAUGCGUGUGGAGUCUAAAGAUAUAAAGUACAAAUCGCCUGAUUUUAUACACGACUAUCAAAGUGAUCAUAAAACUUUAGAUACUUAUCUAUCUUUAUUGAAAUCAUGUAUACAAGAGCGAUUAGUUGCUCUAUUUUCCGACACAGAUCCAAAUGUUCGUCUUGCUUUAAUGAAUACCAACAGUCUAUCAUCUCUGGCAUCAUUUUUUGGUCGUUCACGUACAAAUGGAACACUGUUGUCUCAUAUGAUCACAUAUCUGAAUGAUAAGGUUAAGCCUGAAUUGAGGGCAGCAUUUUUUCGCGAAGUUUCUCCGUUGGCUUUAUUGAUUGGAGCUCAAUCAGUUACCAUCCUUCGAUCAUUACUUGAACAAGGUCUUAUAGAUCCAGAUGAUAUGGUGAUUGAAGAAUGCCUUAAGUGUUUGAUUAAUCUUUUGCGCAGGCGAUUACUUAGCGCUCCUAUUGCUGUAUCAUUUCUAACACGUGCACUCGCCUUAACUACACAUCCAUCAUUACGAAUUCGUCAAGCAUCUAUUGCUUAUAUUACAACAUUCGCUCGACUUGCUGUUAACUUUGCUGAAAAAUCACAAUCACGCAUCGUAACUCAAGGAGAAGAUACCGAACCUACAGUACAUCAUUUUUGGCCAGGUAUUUGUAGUCCUGCUAGUGUUUAUGCUCGCUUGGUGAACAGUGAAGUCAAUAAAACCAUCUUUCGACGACCUGUACACUUUUGUUUCACGAAUGAUGCAGUUCUCUUGAAUAGUCUACAUCCGCCAAUUAGUCGAACUGUUUUAGAAGCUUUGGUAUUUAUGCCUUAUUCAUCAUCAACUUUGAAUUCUGUGAAUUUAUCAACAUCAACUGAUCUUAAUACACGUGUUGAUAGGUUGAAUCAAAUUUUAAAGUUAUUUCAAGAAAGAAAAUCUUCACGUGCUAUCACUAGAAGUGGAGAAACUCCUUGCUACACUUCAUCUAAUGAUGAAUUUAUCGAUUCAUUGAUAUUAAAACUCAAAUCACUGGGACUAACAGAAUUAAUGGAAUCACAAUUUGUAAAUUUAUCCAGUUAUAUUUUGAAUUUAUGUCGAAAUGGUCAUCCUCAGAGUAUAUUUCAUUCUCUUAGUCCAAAAGUUAAUCGUGUUUUUCCUAAAUAUAAAAUCUAUCCCCUUGAAAAUGGGAGUAAAAAGUUUUUAAGUCCUAAACCUGUUCAUCAAUGUACAGAUCCCAAAGAUUUACUGGCAGAUCCGUCGUAUCUACAAUGGUUACUAUGUUCACCAUUAAAACGAUAUGUAAGCCUUUUAUGGGAGCGUUUACAGUCUGGCCGACUUUCUUUGCACCGUCAUACAUUCGAUUCUGGUAGAAAGAUUAUAUUCGGUCGUAGUCUAAUAUUAUCUCCAUCCUUAGCAUCAUUCAUGGGUACCGAUUACUCAAAUUCAUCAGCUAAUCCAUUUAAUACAAUUCCAACAAAGACAGUGUAUGGAGAAGUGUUUUCAUCAUUUACAGAAAUUGUUAAUCCAUUGUUUGGUUCACGAUCAAAUUCACGAAAUAUGUUUGAAGUACAAUGUGAAAUGCCUAUUUGGCCUGAAUCACGUCCUCAAGGUAUAAUGUUGGCAAAUCUUAGAGAGCAUCGUGCAGGUAUGAUAAGUUUAGCAACUCAUAGUUCUGGCAGAUUGUUAGCAUCAUGCUCCAGUGGUGAUGGAUCAGUGAAAUUAUGGAAUUGUGGAUUUUGGCCGACGGAAUCUGAUGGUUAUUUAGAUCAAUCAACUACUGGUAAUCAUUCUGGACGUAUCAAUAGUACAUCAUCUGAAUUCGGUAUCCAGAAAUCAAUGAAUUUAAAGAAUUCAGAUAUUGGUUUAGCGUAUUGCUUACCAACACGGUCAUCGUGGACAUUCAAUUGUACCGGGCAAGAUUUAAGUGAUUCAUUGUUUAAAUCAUGUCGAGGGAUUGUAUGGACAGCAAAUGGAUCAACUUUGGCUACAAUACUUGAUGGUAAAUAUCUACAACAAAUUGAUGCGGCCACUGGUCGAUCUAAUGGAACUAGUCAGUUAAUUACGAAUGAAUCUGGACGUGUUGUGUGCCUAAAGACAUCGGCAUGUUGUCAUUUUCCUUCUCAAUAUAAUUUGGUACAACAGGUUAUGCCAACUGGAGGUGAUGUGAAUUCAAUUGCUUAUGCUACAACAAGUAAUCAUAUUGUUGCUCGUGAUGUACGCGUACCAAGCUCUAGUUCUCCUGUAUGGAUUUUGAAACAAGACAGAGCUCAUGGAUUAAUACUUUCAAUGGCAAUGCAUAGUUUACAUACAUGGCUUGUGACAGGAACUAGUCGUGGUCAUCUGAUUUGUUGGGAUUUAAGAUAUAGACGUCAAAUAGCCUAUACAGAACAUCCAUAUCAACCAGGUGUUGGAAUUUCGAAUCUGUUGAUUGCCGAAACCCCGUGUCCAGGUGAAAUGGAUGCAAAGUUUCCUGGUCAAAGUCGUACUCAGUCGUCUGCGAAAACAUGUCAAGUUGGACAAACUCUGAUAAUAGCAGCUACCGACCAUCAUAAUGAAGUAACUAUCUGGGAUUUAGAGUCCUCUGCAACGGCAUCAUCUGCAGCUAUAUCAUCAUGUAACUAUGGAUUGCCUGGUUCUCUUCCGCCAGUACGCAGUACAGGCUGUUUAGCAUCUACAUGGGCUCAACCAGGAAAUGGGACACCACUUAUUCUUGACAGCUCCUUACCACACCGGUCAGUUCGAGCUAUUUUAUGUCUACCUAACAAGAAUAUGAUGGCGUCUAAUGAAUAUUUUAAACUCAAUCCUCAAGCUGGUCAUUUACCAGCUAUAUUGGCCGGUGGUAACGAUGCACGUUUGCGUUAUUGGGAUUUUAGGAGACCUGAGGACUCUUGUGUCUUAGUGUGGGCUGGCAAUGAUGAAGAAGCUCUUCCACCGAAAGUAACAUAUCGGUCGAUGGAUGUAAAUGACGUUUAUGUUUUGGUUGAACAAGUCAAUUCCCCUUCCGGUGUUGACACACCAAGCCUACUAACAAAAACGGUAUACACGGAAUCAUCACAGAGACCAAUGUCAAUGAAUACAACAGAAUCAUCAUCAACAAGCAUUGCAUUUCCUACAUCUGGACGUUUAGAAUUACGAGAAUCAACUAAAGGUCAUAAAAACAUUAUAUCUGAUCUAACUAUCCUUCAAGUAGGUCAAGCGUUUCUAGUCUCUUCUUCAAUGGAUGGAGUUAUAAAAAUUUGGCGAUAA